This is a messenger RNA of Centruroides sculpturatus (bark scorpion), 2790 nucleotides long. Its product is annotated as BEACH domain-containing protein lvsF-like. The transcript is spliced from 22 exons. The coding region runs from base 74 to 2059 and encodes 661 amino acids. Lineage: Eukaryota; Metazoa; Arthropoda; Arachnida; Scorpiones; Buthidae. The record is from RefSeq and is a predicted model, not a curated record.
AAAGGAGGUGGAUUUGUAUGUCACAUGACCGUCACGAGAUGUCUCUAGUGUCUAUGGAGCAGAAGAUCCGAGAAUGGCCUAUGUCGAUGGUCAUAGGAAGGAAAGAUUUUCAUUGUUACUAUUAGAACCAAGUGAAAUAUAUUUUGAAGAUUACAGUGUGUUUUCAUAUCCAGCAAAUUUUCCUGAAGAAGAAGCUAUUAAAAGAAAGCAGAAAGGCCGUUUGAAAGUUUGCUCAAAAUCUUUGGUCUUUGAGCCAAAUGAUAUCAAUAAACCUAUCCUAAAAUUUCAGUUAAAUGAAUGCACAAUUAUAGACCAAUGGAAUGGAUCCCUGUUAUCAAAAUUAGAUACAAAAGGUAAUGUUAUUCGUGUGGUUUCUGAGCAAGUUGUAGAAAUUGAAGGUGGCGUAAUUGCUCCUUAUCGAUUUAAAAGGGAAAGGCAAGCCUACCUCUUUACAUUAAAUUAUGUUAGUGCAUCUCAUUGUUUACCUCAGAUUCUGCAGUUACGAAGAGCAGCUACAUUGCCAGGAGUUGAACAAGCUUCUAUGAUAGCAGCAAUAGUUAUGUCCAGGCAAUCAAGAGUGAGUUUUGAUACAAGUUGGUUAGAAGAUUUGUAUGAGACAAUUAUUUUAGAAACUACGGGAAACAGAAUUACCCCAUUGGUGACUAAUCCAGGUCGCAUUCUUCUUACGUCAUCUCGAAUUUAUUUUCAACCUUAUAACAAUGCAGAACCUUGGCCUGUUCUCAAAAUUAGGCUUUCAGAUAUAAAAAGAGCAGUGAAACGUCGUUUUCUCCUUAGACAUGUUGGUAUCGAGUUAUAUUGUUCCAAUAAUUCUCCAAUUAAACAUUUAUUUUUGACAUUAAAAUCUCAUGAAGAAAGAGAGAAUUUGUAUAGCAAACUUUUAGAACAACCAGCUUUGGAUUUAGAAGACACAGCUACAGAUAGUAUGACUCUCUUAUGGCAGAAUGGAAUGAUAUCUAAUUAUGAUUAUCUUUUAUAUCUGAACAGCAUGGCUGACCGCAGUUUCAAUGAUUUAACUCAAUAUCCAAUAUUUCCCUGGGUGAUAUCCAAUUAUACUUCUUCAACUUUAGAUAUCUCUGAUCCUUCAUCAUAUAGAGAUUUAUCCAAACCUAUAGGAGCAUUAAAUGAAGAUCGGCUUCAAAAAUUAAUGGAAAGGUAUGAAGAAAUGGCAGAUCCAAAAUUUAUGUAUGGUUCACAUUAUUCAACUCCUGGCUUUGUUCUGUACUAUCUUGUCAGGCAAAUGCCACAAUAUAUGUUAUGUCUUCAAAAUGGAAAGUUUGAUCAUCCAGAUAGAAUGUUUAACAGUAUACCAGAUACUUGGCGAAAUGUAACUACAAAUACAUCUGAUUUUAAAGAACUUACUCCACAGUUUUAUGAGCCAGAAAACAAAGGAGAAUUUCUUGUUAAUUCUCAAAAUUUAGAAUUUGGAUUUAGACAAGAUGGAACAAAGGUUAAAGAUGUAGAGCUUCCAAAAUGGGCUAAAGAUCCUCAGGAUUUUAUCAUAAAACUAAGAAGUGCCUUGGAAUCUGAUAUUGUUUCAGAGAAUAUCCAUCAUUGGAUAGAUCUCAUGUUUGGAUAUAAACAGCAAGGAGAGGAAGCUGUGAAAGCAAAAAAUGUUUUCUAUUAUUUGACAUAUGAAGGUGCAAUUGACCUAGACAGUAUUAAAGACAUCAAUGAAAGAUAUUCUCUUGAAGUUCAAAUCAUGGAAUUUGGCCAGACUCCAAAACAGAUUUUUACCCAUCCUCAUCCCGAAAGAAAAUUGCCAAGAAUAAUGCAAGACAGACUUUGGUCACAAAAUUGUUACGUGGAAGCUAAAGACGGCAUUCAAUCGGAGCAAGCAUCUGGCGAUAAACCAUCUUUAAAACACAAAAAAUCAAUUAUGCAAGAAUGUCAUUGGAACAGAAAUAUGGAAUCUCUUACAAUAAUUACUGAAUAUAAAUUGCAUAAAGAAGAAGUAACGGACGUAACUAUUUCGUCAGAUGGAAAGAAUAUUUUUUCUGUUUCACAAGGUAAUAUAUAUUUUUUAAUUAUGAAAUAUUAACUAGUUAUAUUCAAAUAACCUACUAAAUUUAACGAUCCAAACAUAAUUAAAAUCCUUACAUUGAAAAUAAAUAUUGCAUAUUAUCUUAGUAAACUCUUUUAGUGAUACAGUCAAACCUGUCUAUAAUGGUAUCCUGUGGGACCGAGCAAUUCUUCCAUAGUAAACAGGUUUCCACAUAUGGGUUAUCUACUAUGGGUAUCCCUUGAUUAAUGCGAUUAAUUAAUCUCUCAAUGCCAUUGCAUAUAUCAAAAUCACAUUAAUCAAAUACAGUGGCUUCUCAGUACUCUACAGAACAAUCAUGACUCACUAGAACAAAAUGAGUAACUAAUUAAAAAAUAAAAUGAAACCUUAGAUCUGUCUAUCUUAGUCAGACAAAAUUAUACUCUAUCUAAUUUGUUUGUUUUCCACACACAUUGUGAAAAACUAUUCAUGGUUUACAACUAUUUCAAGUGGUUGAAGUGUUUCAACAAUAUGUAUCAGUCACACAGUAAGAUUUGUUGUUCGUUAACAAGUUGUUGUUAAUUGAUUUUUAACAAUUUCUUCCUGCAAUUUCUCUUUGUCAACAGCUUUUGGGUGGCACGUAUGUUAUGUAUCCUUUAGUUCAAAAUUUCCCAAACAAAACUUUCAAAAUAGCAUUUCAUGUGUUCAAACUUUAGGAGCAUCUAUCCCGUAAACACUACAAGAAUUUUUUACUGUUUGUAUAGCAUUAUAGCCUUUACAAAACUUGCACA